This is a messenger RNA of Exophiala xenobiotica, 2582 nucleotides long. RefSeq lists its product as uncharacterized. The record is from RefSeq and is a predicted model, not a curated record. NCBI's taxonomy places the organism in Eukaryota, Fungi, Ascomycota, Eurotiomycetes, Chaetothyriales, Herpotrichiellaceae. The coding region runs from base 702 to 2582 and encodes 626 amino acids. Gene Ontology annotation, molecular function: arylsulfatase activity. The transcript has 2 exons.
CCGGUUUCGCCGUGCAUGUCGACUGUUGUCCUUAUCCGGCGGCUCUCACAAGACUGCUGGUAAGGUAAACGACUUCUUUCUUACGGCAUGAGACUCUGAUCGCAGCCACCAGGGGAAGAGGGACGGAGGUGCCAUGGGGCUAUAUACCACGACCAACGUCAAAAUGGCGCAAUAGGUCUGCCUUCCGCUCUAUGGUUCAGUCUGAAUGCUUUGCCUUGGAAGGUCCACGCUAGACCACCCGCUUGUACCACUUGUCAUUUUGAUGUACGCGGACAACCUUAGUUCAGGAUCCUUAGAUGACUCCGCACUGCGGGAUGCUAUGGGGAGCUUCGGCAUGGAGAGGCGCCACCGGACUUCGGCCGCAAAGGUCCACCGCCGACUUCCGUCAAAUAUCUGGCCGAGAGCCGGUAUUCUCUCGAAGAGGGUGAUGCGGGAGCCGUAGCUCGCAGCUGUGCGCAAUACACUUCUCAUUGGGAGGAUUGGUGGCCAAAGGAGACAGAGAACAAAUCGAGGUCAUCAUUCGACUCCGUCACGGUUCUGCUCGUGACAUUUUGUGGGAAGAGUUCGUGGGAAGACAACGAGACGUCCUUUUUCUUUUUCCCGUGGCCUUUGUAUCGCCCUCUGUGUGUCUCUGAUUUCUCCAUAAACCAGAGAACUAUUCUGUCCUGAGACUACUCCGUAUACACAGAAGUAUAUCGAGAAUGGGUGAAGCCAUGAGUGAACAACAACAACCCAAAAGGCCCAACAUCCUCAUCAUCGUCGCCGACGACCUUGGCUUCAGCGACUGCGGAUGUUAUGGCUCGGAGAUAUCUACUCCAUCCAUUGACUCGCUCGCCAGCGAUAGCGGUUCAAUUCGCUUCACGGAAUACCACGUCGCCGCCGCUUGCAGUCCGACACGGUCGAUGCUGAUGACCGGGACGGACCACCACAUCGCCGGCCUCGGUCAGCUGUACGAGUUUAUCCGCAGUUCACCAGCACACAAGGGCCAGCCGGGCCACGAAGGAUAUCUGAACAGCAAGGUCGUCGCCCUCCCCGAGCUGCUCUCAGAAGGCGGCUAUCUCACCUUGAUGAGCGGGAAAUGGCAUCUGGGCGUCAAGCCGGAGCAUCAUCCUCUGCGGCGUGGCUUCAAGAAAAGUUUCGCUCUGCUACCUGGAUGCGCCAACCAUUAUGCCUACGAGCCAGUGUACCUGGACCCUUCGACAGAGCCAGGCAAAUUCUUCGAGACUGCCACGCGCGCUCUGCACGUCGAAGACGACCGUUUCCUUAACGAGUAUGAUUUCGGGCCCGAAUGGUACUCAUCGGACGGAUACGCGGACAAGAUGCUAUCGUACCUGCAAACCCGCACGGACGAGGAAAAGGAGCAACCAUUCUUCGCUUAUCUCCCAUUUUCGGCUCCACACUGGCCCCUGCAAGCGCCCAAAGACGUCUGCGACAAGUACGAAGGCCUGUACCGCGACGGACCCGAAGCGCUCCGUCAGCGAAGGAUAGCCAAGCUGAAAGAGCUCGGCCUCGUCGACAAGAAUGUUGUGCCUCACCCUGUGGUGGCCGCCCCCGGCGAACAGGCCGAGUGGGAGAGUCUGGACGAGACCUCACGCGCGGCGUCUGCACGGGCGAUGGAAGUCUAUGCCGGCAUGGUGGACCGGAUGGACUGGAAUAUCGGUCGAGUACUGGACCACUUAAAGGAGACAGGUGAAUACGACGACACGUUCAUUCUGUUCAUGAGCGACAACGGCGCCGAGGGGGCCAGCUACGAAGCCAGCCCCCUCGUCGGGACGAGCAUCUUGGAGCACAUUGACAAAUAUUACGACAACUCGCUCGACAACAUCGGCCGGGGGAACUCGUUCGUGUGGUACGGCACCAGGUGGGCGCAAGCAGCGACUGCACCGUCCAGAUUGUACAAAAUGUUCUCCACCGAGGGCGGCUGCAGGGUACCUUUGGUGGUCAAACCGCCGGCCAGCCUGGCGCGCAAAUGUUCUAAGAACAAAAAAAGAAGUCAUGGUUUUGACGGCAUGAUCACCGACGCCUUCUGCACCGUCAUGGACAUUGUGCCCACCGUGCUCGACCUGGCCGGUCUGAAGCACCCGGGUAAAGAAUACCACGGACGACCGAUCGCCACGCUCCGGGGUCGCAGUUGGAAAGCAUUCCUCAGUGCACUGUCCGGAGACGAGGAAGGAAGCCAAUGCUUGACCAGUCGGCAGACGCCGAUCCACGCGCCCGACUACGUGGCAGGAUUCGAGAUUGCUGGCUCGGGCGCCCUGCGCCGUGGUGAGUGGAAGAUCACGUUCGUGCCGGCGCCCAAGGGACCGCAGCGCUGGGAGCUGUUCAACAUCAAGAGCGACCCGGGCGAGACGACCGACUUGCGCGAUCGUGAACCUCAGGUCUUUGCCGAAUUGCUCGCGUUAUGGGAAGACUACAGAAAGGACGUGGGUGUGGUCGGACUGGCUGGCGAGUACCCCAAGGCAGUGCAGGGCGCCCAGCAGACGACAUUGAAGGAUGAAAUGGAAGACCCGUACGCGUGGAUCAAGUUCAUCGGUAGAAAGCAUCUGGCACCGGCGGAGAUGGCUAAUGUUUUGCCGGCAUAA